GCAAACAGUUUGUUCCUAUGACGAUCUUUCCCUUGAUUUCGAUAGCAGUUAGUUCUUCCAUUCUUCAGAACAAUGUCUCAGGAGUCAGAGGCGAGCUCAAAGUACCUUCUCAGACUCAGAAAUGCAGCUCAGGUGGUGAUGGUAUGCUCAAACAAGGAGAGAGUGCUGAGAGGAACUGAGAUGCAGACAGUGGCUGUUCUAGACUCCGACUCCAGCAGAGGACUGAGUGUGGCUGUGGACAUGGAGGGAGUAAUUGCAGCGAUAGGAUUCGAUGAUGAAAUUGAUGUCCUGCUGGCCCGUAGCGCUGUUGAUAGGGAGAUUGAUGCUACGGGGAUGAGUGUGGUACCGGGACUAGUAGACGCGCACACACACCCUGUAUGGGUGGGCGAUAGAGUACACGAGUUUGCAAUGAAGCUAUCAGGAGCCACAUACAUGGACGUUCAUGCAAUGGGUGGUGGUAUCCACUUCACAGUGAACCAGGUCCAUCAAGCCACCUUCGAGCAGCUGUAUGACUCACUGGCCCAUCGACUCACUCUAAUGUUACAGGGAGGAACCACACUGGUGGAGGCAAAGAGUGGAUAUGGUCUGAAUCUGGAUAAUGAAGCCAAGAUGCUGAGGGUUAUUGAGAGGGCCAGAGAGGAGCAUUCUAUUUCUGUGUCCACGACUUAUUGUGGAGCCCAUGCUGUACCAAAAGGAGGCACAGCUGCAGAGGCUGCUCAGAACGUGAUAGACGUACAGAUUCCUGCCCUGAGGGACCUCUGCUCCUCCGGUUCACUGCACAUAGACAACAUUGAUGUGUUCUGCGAGAAAGGUGUGUUUGAUACAGACACUUCCAGGCGGAUUCUCAAAGCGGGCAAGGAGGCGGGCUGGAACAUCAACUUCCAUGGGGACGAGCUCAACCCUAUGAACUCUGGAGAGUUGGCUGCUGAUCUUGGAGCAUGUGCAGUGAGUCAUCUUGAGCGUGUGUCGUCAGCUGGCAUUGAGGCGAUGGCAGCUGCUGAGGUGGUGGGUGUCCUACUACCCACAACGGCGUACAUCCUGCGACUCAACCCACCCCCUGCCAGGAAAAUGAUGGACGCAGGAAUGGCCAUUGCUCUGGGCAGUGAUUUCAACCCCAAUGCCUACUGCAUGUCUAUGCCGAUGGUGAUGCACCUGGCCUGUGUCCACAUGCACAUGACAAUGCCUGAAGCUCUGAUAGCCUCAACACUCAAUGCAGCUGCCUCUCUCGGACUGUCAGAUCGGUUCGGCUCCAUCGAGAUAGGGAAACAAGCGGACAUGCUUCUCUUGAAUGCCCCCAAGUGGGAGCAUCUAAUCUACCAGUUUGGUUGCCAAAGAGACGUUAUCAAGCACGUCAUCAAGGGAGGCAAAGUCUUGCAUACAAACUGAAUAGACCACGUAUACUGUGCAUGUACUUGCACUCAUCCAAACAAACAAUUAAUUUUUGUAUUUCGCAUUAGUUGCUUACUUGAAAAUAAAUCUCGAUCUUCAUGAAAA
Halichondria panicea is the source of this 1494-nucleotide messenger RNA. RefSeq names its product probable imidazolonepropionase. Lineage: Eukaryota; Metazoa; Porifera; Demospongiae; Suberitida; Halichondriidae. Bases 73 to 1386 code for a protein of 437 amino acids. The transcript is spliced from 7 exons. The record is from RefSeq and is a predicted model, not a curated record. Gene Ontology annotation, cellular component: cytoplasm. Gene Ontology annotation, molecular function: imidazolonepropionase activity.